UGACGGUUAAUAGGAUCAAACAGCUCGUUGUCCAGGAUAUGAGGAGAAUGCACGUCGUCCGUGUGUCUACUCCAAUUACAAGGAUAUAAAUGGCUCCAACGCAAUAAAUUCCGAACAGAGAAACCCCCAAUGCGCGGUUCGCGUGCUUCAUACAGUAGCAAGGUUUAUCGAUAGCACGUACAGUGGCCAGACGAACUCAGCAUGAUCUCGCUUUGCCUCCGUUUACCGUUGCUGCUAAUCACGCUCUGUGCGGGAAAAGCUCAAUUGUUACAGAAGGAAAUUUUCGAAUCUUAUAAAAACUUCAUAGACGCAAGUCCUUUAGGAGUUGAAAGUUAUGAAUUUGUAUUAUUACAAAAUGACUCCUCAAAUGCGUCAGACAUUUUGGUACACCAGCUUCGAAUAUUUGAUGAAAAAUUUACACUGAAAUUUAAAAGAUUAAAAGACGUAGAAAGCAACGCUUUGAUUGGUUCACUCGUCGAGAGUGCGGAUGUCAAAAAUAUCGACUGUUAUUGGUCGUUGGAUGCACCACAUACACGCAAUGCUAGCGCAAUUUUAAAUACUUGUAACGAUGAAAUGUUUGCGGUCGUGAACGGAUCAAAAGCCUCUUAUGUCAUUGAACCUGUCUCCUCAAGUGAAGAGCGUGGAAGACUUAUUGUGUAUCAACUCACUUCAAACGUACGACCAUGUAUUGCACUGGAAGCGGCUUCUCGGAGGAGCUCUCAAGACGCUCAAAAUUAUCGAAGAUACACACGGGCAAUCAAUACGCAACCGACUAUUGAAGUUCUGCUUGUGGCUGAUGAAUCAAUGGUAAAAUUUCACGGAAAUGAAUCUGUCAGACGAUAUGUAUUGACCAUUAUGGCCAAGGUUAAAGAAAUCUUCCGUCACAGUAGCCUCGGGCUGCGCGUGAAUUUAGUGCUGUCAAAUCUAAUCAUCUUGACUGGUGAAGAGGAGAAUCUCUUCGUCAGCCAUAAUGCACAUAAAACAAUGCGAAGUUUUUGUCAAUGGCAGAGUGAUGAGUUUAAUCCAGGCGGAACCGAUCAUGACGCGGCUAUUUUGCUAACGAGACUCAACAUCUGUUCGGAUAAGGACAAGCCCUGUAGUACCGUGGGAAUGGCUUAUAUUUCUGGAAUGUGUCAAUCCCAUAGACGAUGCAGCAUUGCCGAGGAUACUGGCCUCGAUGUAGCGUUGACGAUAGCACACGAAUUGGGCCAUAACAUUGGCAUACGUCAUGAUGGCUAUGGCAACGAGUGCGCAGAUCAGACACGUGACAUACCACACGUGAUGGCGUCGACGUCAUUGAAAGCGAAUAAAAGGGGAUUAGCCCAGUGGUCGAAAUGUAGCAAGAGAAUGCUCAAAAAUUACCUGAGGCGUUCAAGUAGCUGGUGUUUGAGAGAAACCCGCAGCGGGACAAUUAUUCCCCUCCCUACCACCCUCCCUGGUGUAACAUUCAGCGCCGAUGAACAGUGUAAGCAUCAAUAUGGAAACCUCGCCAGACAAUGCAGACGAUAUCAAUAUCGUCUAUGUCGGGAACUCUGGUGUGAAAUAGAGGGCGAGUAUUUCUGUCGGACAAAGUUGAGCCCAGCGGCAUUUGGAACCGAGUGUGACAGUGGAAAGUGGUGUAUGUAUGGCAACUGUGUGAAUAACACAUCAGUGUUAGAAAAACAAGAUGGCGGGUGGAAUUCCUGGGGGUCCUGGGGCAGGUGUUCAAGGUCGUGUGGAACGGGUGUUUCAAUCAACCGCAGAGAAUGUGAUAACCCCAGGCCUAAAAAUGGUGGAAGAUAUUGUCUUGGGCCACGGGAAAGAUACAGAUUGUGUAAUCAGAUGGAAUGUCCAGCGAACUCCAAAGAGAUCAGGACAGAACAGUGCGAGUCGUUUAAUAAUCAAGUAUACAAAAAUAAAUCAUACUCGUGGAAGCCUUUGUUGAGUAAACAUAAGCCGUGUGUAUUAUUUUGUACUCCGACAACUGAGGAAAGAUUUUCCGUACAGUUCGCGUCAAAGGUUAUUGAUGGAACCCCGUGUAUGCCCGGGGGAACUGAUCUGUGUGUCGACGGCAAAUGUCACAGAGUUGGAUGCGACAAUAAGAUCGGAUCUGAUGCAAAGGAGGAUAUUUGCGGGGUUUGUCGGGGAAAUGGAACAACUUGUCAGAAAAUUGAAGGAAUUUUUAACCAACUUUCAGGAUCAGGCUAUGUUGAAGUUGCAGUUAUUCCGGUUGGAGCCCGAAAUAUUCAAGUGAUGGAAACUAAGCCAUGUACUAGCUUUCUAGCGCUAAAAGGCAGCUAUGACACAUAUUACGUCAACGGUAACUGGAAAAUACAACUUCCGGGCCAAGUGGAUGUCGAGGGAACAAAAGUUCUCUAUGAUCGAAAGGGAACAUGGGAAAGGCUGAUCGCAAAAGGUCCAACAAAAGAGCCUCUUCAUGUCAUGGUGUUGUAUCAUGGCUAUAAUCUUGGAAUCAAAUAUAAAUAUUCCAUUCCAUUGCCGAACAAAUCAAAUGACGAGAACGCCAUUUCUCAUAAAUCUCCGAGUCGCAAAAAAGUUAACUACGGUUGGAUCAGGAGGGGGUGGGAGAAAUGCAGUGUUGUGUGUGGAAAUGGUGUGCAGAAAAGCCGCAAAGAAGAAUGCGUCAGUUUUCUCGAUGGAAAGUUUGAAACCGUCGACGAAAAAUUCUGUCGUGGGGCGACUAAACCAAAGCAACGGUUUCGUGUUUGCAGCGAGCAUCCUUGUCCGAUAUGGUGGUCCGUGACACGAUGGAAGAAAUGUAGCCGAAAUUGUGGUUCCGGGCGUCAACACCGUCUCGUGUUUUGCAUGAAACAGCACCCUAAUGGCACCAUUGCAAGAGUAUCCAAUGACAUGUGUACCAAGGACAAACCUUCAUCGAAACAGAACUGCUAUGUGAGGAGCUGCAAAGUGAAAUGGGUCACUAAAAAAUGGUCGAAGUGUUACAGUAUUUGUGGCAAAGGGUAUCGUUUCCGUGUCGUUCGCUGCCCGCUGAAAGGUCUGUGUGAUGCUAAGACUAGACCCGCAAGCCGGAAGGUCUGUUAUGGAGAACCGUGCUUCGUCUGGAAUGCGGAAGAAUGGGGAAGUUGUUCACGUACUUGUGGUUACGGAUACCAACUACGAAAAGUAAACUGUGAACAUAAACUUACCAAGAAAUUAGGAGGACCAUGCAAUCGUUUAAGAAAGCCUUACGAAAUCCGUCUGUGUAAAAAUUUACGGUGUUCAGAUGUUUAAGGGUGCUGCAAAUCCCUCACAAAUUUAACUAAUAUCUCUUCCUAGUAACGUCCAUUUCCCCCUCAUAUAAUUUCAAAGCUUGGCACUGUAUGCUUACAUUAUUCCAGGAAAAGUAAAGAAAGUCUGUGAGCAUCAAGUAUUUCCAGACCAUGUCUCUGAGGGGAUAUCUAUUCUUACGGUUUGACUAUCGUUUGAAAAAGAUGAUAAAGACUCCUAACAUCCUUGCUUUCCUAAGCUGUUCUGAGGAAGAGAUUUCGUUGCUUUCCAAAUAAUUAGGGAUCAUAUUUAAGAUCUAGGAAUUAAAGAAGGAUAAUGGUGUAUUAUAGUACAAUUAUUGAAAUAUGUUUGCAAUGUAAAAUAGAUAGGAAAAAUAUUUGUUAAAGUAUAUUCAAUAUUUUCAAUAUCUUUCAGUCCUCACCGCUGAUAUUAUAAAUGACUGAUAGGAAUAAAACUUCCAGUUUAACAUCUUAGUUCAGUUAAAUAACUUUUAUUUUAAAAAAAUAGAAAGAACACAGAACAAUGAAAGAAUUGUAACAUCAAAAUAUAUUUAUAAAGUUUUCAGCGUUGAU
Messenger RNA from Dendronephthya gigantea, 3800 nucleotides. RefSeq names its product A disintegrin and metalloproteinase with thrombospondin motifs 19-like. The transcript is spliced from 22 exons. Gene Ontology annotation, molecular function: metalloendopeptidase activity. Gene Ontology annotation, biological process: extracellular matrix organization; proteolysis. NCBI's taxonomy places the organism in Eukaryota, Metazoa, Cnidaria, Anthozoa, Malacalcyonacea, Nephtheidae. Gene Ontology annotation, cellular component: extracellular matrix. The coding region runs from base 202 to 3231 and encodes 1009 amino acids. The record is from RefSeq and is a predicted model, not a curated record.